Molecule: messenger RNA, 1304 nt
Organism: Oncorhynchus keta (chum salmon)
Lineage: Eukaryota; Metazoa; Chordata; Actinopteri; Salmoniformes; Salmonidae
Product: serine/threonine-protein kinase MAK-like
Exons: 6
Source: RefSeq, a predicted model, not a curated record
UUUCUCACUGUGUUCCAGGCUCUGAGGUACCUGUACUUCCAGGUGGGCCAGGCGUUGGGUCCUCCACCUCAGUACCCGGAGGAGCACAAAGCCCAGAGCAGGACCGCAGCAGCUCAGCAGGCCUCCUCUACAGAGCCCAAACCUCUCCCCCUCUGCAAGGCCGACCUCCAGACCGUCUUAGAGCCCCAGCCAACCCAGGGACAGGGCAGGGUUCAGCCCCUCCAGCAGAUCCACCAGCCUCAACACAACACAGACUGGGAUGGACACAGCCAGCACCAGUACCAGCCAUCCCCACUCAGCCUGGUCAAACACACCCAGCCACAGAAAGUGGGGUGUGAGAACACCGUGUCAGGGUUCAGGAGCAGUAGGAGGCGGUGGGGACAGACGUCAGUGAAGGCAGCAGACACCUGGGAUGAGGUGGAUGACUCUGACCUGGGUAUCUCCCUCUCCAAGAAACCCAGCAUCGCAUCUCUCAGGGACAAACACCAGGACAACGACAACUACCGGUCUGCAGAGCCCAAGUCCAACAUGUCAUCAGUGAAGCAACACUAUCUGCACCAGUCCAGAUACCUCCCUGGCGUGAACCCUAAGACCAACAAGAACAGCUUUCAGCAGCAGCCUGGAAGGAGUGUGUGGGCCAACUACUCUUUAACCAGGGCACAGGGAACAGGACUGCCACUUACUAAAGAUAACUUCCUGAGUAACACCUACAACCCUGCCAGCAGUAGCAGUUACACACCAUCGUUUCAGAAGGAGAUGGGAUCAGCUGGACACAGGACCCAUCACCUAGCAACCGUAGGAGGCAACUCUGCUAAGUACGAGGGAUGGAAGACCAAAUCCAUGAAUCCUCAGAUCCCUGGAUCUUCUCGCCUCAACAGCAACAGUGGAGGGAAGAUCACCUCGUCCAGACCUCCUCCUAUCCAGCCUGUUCACGGACGGGUGGACUGGGCCACCAAGUACGGAGGAGGCCACCGGUAGCACAGCCCACUAUAGCCAUAUGACUGAGAAGAGUACCCAUUGAUCCCACUAUAGCCAUAUGACUGAGAAGAGUACCCAUUGACCCCACUGUAGCCAUAUGACUGAGAAGAGUACCCAUUGACCCCACUAUAGCCAUAUGACUGAGAAGAGUACCCAUUGACCCCACUGUAGCCAUAUGACUGAGAAGAGUACCCAUUGACCCCACUAUAGCCAUAUGACUGGGAAGAGUACCCAUUGACCCCACUGUAGCCAUAUGACUGAGAAGAGUACCCAUUGACCCCACUGUAGCCAUAUGACUGAGAAGAGUACCCAUUGACCCCACUGUA